AUGCAAAACUUGGUGUGUUUACAACUUGUAUUGUUUUCUAUACUGUGGAUAUUAAAAGCAGAAAAAACAGUUGGACUCGAUUGGCCAGUUACUUCAGCCAGUGUCAAAUUGCUUGGUAUUUUUCCUCAACAAACUGAUGUGGAAUCCAAAAAUGAUAUGUGGGCCCUUCAUUGCCUUUCAAUGUUUCGAGCAGCUAUUCUAUUGUCUCAACAAUACAAUAUAAAAUUUCAAGAAGAAUUUCUUGGUUAUGAUGAAAUAAUAACAGAUCAUGAUGUUAUGGCUACAGUUGAUCAUACAUGUACAAAAGUAUCAACAUCGAACAUAGUUGGAUUCGUUGGUCCGGCAUAUUCGAGUGAAGCACGAUAUCUUGCAUCAUUUUCAUAUCGAUUAGGAAUAAUAAGUGUCUCGUAUUCGGCUACAAGUCCUGAUUUAUCAACCAUCGACAAUGGAGCAUUUUAUCGUGUAGUUCCAUCAGAUGAAAAUACUGUAUUAAGUAUAACAAUAUUAUUUCAACAAUAUAAAUGGAAAUCCUCUAUCAUUAUAUAUCAAAAUGACGAAUUUGGUAUUAACGGCAUGCAAUUAUUGAAACAAAAAUUUAGUGACAUGAGUAUUACAACUCGAGAGAUAAUUAAAUUUGAUAUGAAUGAACAAAAUUUUCAAAUUGAUUUUCAACAGACAUUAGUUAAUAGUUUAUCACGUAUUGUUAUUCUAUGGGCAGAUAGAAAGACAACAACAACAAUAUUAAAAAAAGCAUUUGACGAAAAUUUAUUAGGUUCAGAUUUUCUUUGGAUAUUAACAACAACAAUAUCAUUGGAUCAUUUUAAUCAAAGACAAAAGCAAGCACUUGUUGGAAUUCUUACUAUUGAACCUGUUAAAGGAAAUUAUGUUAAUCAAUCAAUAAAUACAACAUUGUUAAAUGAAGCAUAUAAAAUUUGGAAAUAUUAUCAACCUGAUACAUUUCCUGGUGAUGAAAAUGUCAAUAGUUAUGCAUUAUAUACCUUUGAUGCCACAUGGGCAUUUAUUUUAUCCUUCGAAAAACUUUGUUCAAUGCAAUUAUCUUGUUUACAAAUUCAGAAUGCUUCAAACUGUUAUGAUCGUCGUUUUUUUAAUUCAAAAAAAUAUUAUGAUAUUAUGAAAACAGUAUCAUUUUUAGGUAUAUCUGGUGAGGUGAAAUUUUCUAAUAGAACAGCAGAUCGUGUUGGUCAUCUAUAUUAUAUUAUUAAAAAUAUUCAACCUUUAAAUACACAAAUAAAUAGUAUUGAUUAUUUACCUGUAUUAAAAUGGGAUGUUGAUUCAACUGAAUGGUUAUUUUAUAAAAAUCAAUCUGAUGAUAUUAUAUGGCCCAAUUUAUCAAAAACUGUUCCAAAAGAUUACAAAUCAAUUAAAGGUAAUGAAAUAUUUAUCUCUAACAAAGUUCUCUACUUAUAG
Rotaria sp. Silwood2 is the source of this 1428-nucleotide messenger RNA. NCBI's taxonomy places the organism in Eukaryota, Metazoa, Rotifera, Eurotatoria, Philodinida, Philodinidae. The record is from the annotation of a GenBank genome assembly.